Molecule: messenger RNA, 1824 nt
Organism: Megalops cyprinoides (Indo-Pacific tarpon)
Lineage: Eukaryota; Metazoa; Chordata; Actinopteri; Elopiformes; Megalopidae
Gene: sptlc1
Product: serine palmitoyltransferase, long chain base subunit 1
Exons: 15
Coding region: 1-1419 (472 amino acids)
Biological process (GO): ceramide biosynthetic process; sphingosine biosynthetic process
Cellular component (GO): endoplasmic reticulum
Molecular function (GO): serine C-palmitoyltransferase activity; pyridoxal phosphate binding
Source: RefSeq, a predicted model, not a curated record
AUGGCGUCCGGGCAACAGUGGGUGUUAGUUGAGAUGGUGCAGGCUUUCUACGAGGCACCUGCGUACCAUUUGAUCUUGGAGGGCAUCCUCAUUUUGUGGAUUAUUCGGCUUCUGUUUUCAAAGACGUACAAGUUACAGGAGAGGUCGGACCUCACAGAGAAGGAAAAGGAGGAACUGAUCGAAGAGUGGCAGCCGGAACCCCUUGUCCCACCUGUGUCCAAGGACCACCCGUCCCUCAAUUAUGACAUCGUCACUGGGCCGCCAAGCCACAAGAUCGUCGUCAAUGGAAAAGAGUGCAUUAACUUUGCCUCGUUUAACUUCUUGGGUCUCCUAGACAAUGAGCGAGUGAAGAAAAAAGCAUUAGCAUCUCUAAAAAAGUACGGUGUCGGUACCUGUGGCCCAAGAGGAUUUUACGGAACUUUUGAUGUUCACUUGGAGUUGGAGGAUCGCUUGGCGAAAUUCAUGAGAACAGAGGAAGCAAUUAUCUACUCAUAUGGCUUUGCAACAAUAGCUAGCGCUAUCCCUGCAUACUCCAAGAGGGGGGACAUUGUAUUUGUAGACGAGGCGGCGUGUUUCUCCAUCCAGAAGGGACUCCAGGCCUCUCGAAGUUUUAUCAAGUACUUCAAACACAAUGACAUGGAAGACCUGGAGAGGUUACUCAAAGAGCAGGAACUCGAGGACCAGAAGAAUCCUCGGAAGGCUCGUGUCACCAGGAGGUUCAUUGUUGUGGAGGGUCUGUACAUAAACACGGGAGAUGUUUGUCCCCUUCCAGAGCUGGUGAAGCUAAAGUACAAGUACAAGGUCCGGAUCUUCCUGGAGGAGAGCAUGUCCUUCGGCGUGCUGGGAGAGCACGGGCGAGGGGUCACAGAGCACUUUGGGGUCAAUAUUGAUGACAUCGACCUCAUUAGCGCAAACAUGGAGAACGCAGUGGCCUCUAUUGGUGGCUUCUGCUGUGGACGAUCCUUCGUCAUAGACCAUCAGCGUCUGUCUGGGCAAGGCUACUGCUUCUCUGCCUCCCUGCCACCAAUGUUGGCAGCUGCUGCUAUAGAGGCACUCAACAUUAUGGAGGAAGACCCAGAGAUUUUUACCCUCCUGAGGGAAAAAUGCAAACACGUCCACAAAGCCCUGCAAGGAAUUCCUGGCCUGAGAGUGGUAGGGGAAUCUUUCACUCCAGCGCUGCACCUCCAGCUGGAGAAAAGCUCUGGAUCCCGGGACACCGAUGUGAAGACGCUAAGGAGCAUUGUAGAAUAUUGUUUGGAACGACAGAUAGCACUCACCCAGGCCCGCUACUUGGAGAAAGAGGAACGGUUUCUCCCACCACCAACAAUCCGGGUGGUGGUGACCAUUGAGCAGACCGAGGAGGAGAUCGGAAAAGCCGCGGCCCUCAUCCGAGAAGCGGCGGUGGCCAUCCUGAAGUAGCUUCCCUGGUCAGAACGAGACCUGGAACACUCCAAACAUCCAGUCAUUCACAGAGUCCGCCUGUACCAUACUAUGGGGUGACAUGACUAGCCAUUAAGGGGAACGACUGUGCCACUGUCCAGUUCUCCAUCAUCCAUGAGCUAAAGGAAGAAUGAGUGUUCACCACGUGUCACUUCAAGACACGCAGAACUUCAGCAGAUUAACGAGAGGAACAUCAUUGUUGCACCUGUGGUUUGUUUUUUUCCUCUGUUCAAUUGGUUUAGCAUUCAACCACGGUAUAAAAUGCCUGUCUCAUAUCAGGGUGAGCUUGCAGACCUCACUCACCAUUUCAUUAUCUGUAUCGAUCCCCUUGUUAUGCAUCUGCUGUUUAGUUACCCUCUGCCUCGAUCGAUGGUCUCGAGAUAU